This is a messenger RNA of Chenopodium quinoa (quinoa), 2490 nucleotides long. RefSeq names its product RNA polymerase sigma factor sigB-like. Gene Ontology annotation, biological process: DNA-templated transcription initiation; regulation of DNA-templated transcription. Gene Ontology annotation, molecular function: DNA-binding transcription factor activity. The record is from RefSeq and is a predicted model, not a curated record. The coding region runs from base 357 to 2087 and encodes 576 amino acids. NCBI's taxonomy places the organism in Eukaryota, Viridiplantae, Streptophyta, Magnoliopsida, Caryophyllales, Amaranthaceae. The transcript is spliced from 7 exons.
AAAGUGAUUUAAGAAAAUCUUGUUCAACUCUUGUUGUUGGCCAACCUCUUGCAUCAUUUGUAAAUCUCACCUAAGAACUCUUUGUUUAAUCCAAUUCCAAAUCAAAAAUUACCUAAAUUUCUACACCUUUGUGGGCCAAUGGCGGGAGUUUAUUUUCCUAAACCAAUACCAAAAAAAAAAAGAAAAAAAAAGUGGGGUUUUCUUUGUCAUUUGUGGUUACUCGUUGGUUGCACUCUCUCUCCGAUUUCCUUAUCCAUUGCUCCUUUCUUCUUCCCACUCAAACUUCUCUGCAACUAUAUCUAUGAAAACCCACCGCCAUUAAUAGAUUUUGAAGAACAACGAAGAAGAAGAAGAAGAUGACAUGUUUAUUGCCGCAAUUCAAAUGUCAACCUGACACUUUCUCUAUUACCUCCAUUCUUCAUCCUCCUUCUGCUUCUUCUGCAUCUUCCCUCUUGAGAAAUAGAGAUUCGGUCUGUUUUCGCACACAAUGUGCGGUGUCUACUCCACCAGCACCAACAGCAGCAGCAGAAACUGCUGUAUUUGAUGUUGAGAAGCUGCGCUUGUCUUAUGUUGAAUCUAAUUCCAAUUCACUUUCUGCAUAUGCACAUGCCAAUUUUUCGAGCACUUUGGGCUCUCCAGCUGAGGCAAAGUAUGAUACUGCAUUGGCAGCUAAGGUACUGAUUGAAAAUGAAGAAGCUGUUAUUGCCGCCGCUGCUGCUGAAGCAGUUACCUUGGCAAGGGCAGCAGCCAAAUUUGCAAAGGAUGCCGCACAAAUGGCUGUUAACAGUCAACCAAAGAAACCAGAGUCUAAGCCUGAAGGUCAAUCACUUCAUUUUAAUGGUGCUCAACUUUUAGAAAGUGAACAAUUAUGUAAUGUCAGAAACUUUGAGGGUGCUGGCACUACUCUUAGAGAAAGUGACCUCAUGGAGCACCCUGUUUCUGAACCUGCUGACAUUGAGCCAACAAGUGAGGAGCUUCAACUCCUAGAAGCAGAACUUGUUGAGAGCAUUGCUGUUAGGUCAACACGCCAAGGAGAGAGAAAGGCCAGGAGAGAUAAGGCUGCAGAGAAGGCUGCAUCUAAUGUUGUUUCUGUCAAGGUGGGGAAUGGCCGCAGAAAGCGCACAUCCGUGCAGGAAGUGGACUAUUCUGAUCCAUUGCGUUACAUAAGAGGCACUGGCUCCUCUAAGCUUCUUACAUCUUCUGAAGAGCUGGAGUUGUCAGCAGGAAUUCAGGAUUUGCUCAAACUAGAAAGGCUGCAUAAAGAACUGAUAGAAAAAUUUGCGGAGGAGCCAUCAUUUAUGCAGUGGGCUGCUGCAGCAGGUGUUGAUCAGAGGACUUUGAGGAAGCGUCUAAACCAUGGUAGAUUUUGUAAAGAUAAAAUGAUUAAAAGCAACGUAAGGCUUGUGAUAUCAAUUGCCAAAAAUUAUCAAGGAUCUGGAAUGAAUCUUCAAGAUCUUGUUCAGGAAGGAUGUAGAGGCCUUGUUAGAGGUGCAGAAAAGUUUGAUGCCUCCAAAGGGUUUAAGUUCUCAACGUAUGCUCACUGGUGGAUAAAACAGGCAGUUCGAAAAUCUCUUUCUGAUCAGUCAAGGACUAUCCGCCUUCCAUUUCACAUGGUUGAGGCAACUUAUAGAGUAAAAGAAGCUCGGAAACAGCUGUAUAGUGAAAAUGGAAAACAACCUGAAAAUGAGGCAGUUGCAGAGGCUGCAGGGCUUUCAAUGAAGAGGCUAAAUGCAGUGCUAAUGACUCCUAAGGCUCCUAGGUCUUUAGACCAGAAAAUUGGUUUCAAUAUGAAUCUUAAACCUUCGGAAGUAAUUGCAGACCCUGAAGCAGAAACUUCUGAGGAUUUGUUGACUAAGCAGUUCAUGAGGCAAGAUCUCGAGAAGGUCUUGGACACAUUGACUCCAAGAGAAAAGCAGGUGGUAAGGUGGAGAUUUGGAUUGGAAGAUGGAAGAAUGAAGACACUACAAGAGAUUGGUGAGCUGAUGAGUGUCAGUAGGGAAAGGAUUAGACAAAUUGAGUCGUCUGCAUUUAGGAAGCUUCAGAAUAAGAAGAGAACAAAAAAUUUGCAACAAUACAUGUUCUUAUAAGAUCCAAGAAGCUGAAGUUUAAAUUCAAAAUCUCUGCCACUGUAUGUUACAUCUUGUUUUUAUUUUCUCAUUCACGCUUAAUUGAGUUAGAGAGCCCUUAUUUCCUUUUUCUCAUUUUCUAUAUUAGGGAGGAAAAAAGGGGGCUAGUGGUAAUGAUGUAUGUGGCAAAUUGGGGAACUACAAUGUUCAUAUAUGGUACAAAGGUCAUUUUCUGCCCCAAUUGUGGAAGUGUAGCAGAUUUGAUACUGAAUUUAGGGCUAAACAAAGGAAUGAUACAUGUAACAAGGACUUUAUCUGAAACCAUCAUUCAUUGAGGUGUAUCAAAUUUGUACAUUUACUUGUGAAAUACUCAAAUUGAGGCAUUGAGCCAAUGCAAUAUCUCAAUGCAGCUCUUUUCCAUUGA